AUGGCUUGGGCGCCCGGUGACGGCAGGAGCAGCCCCUGGGAGCCCGCAGCCUUCCCCACGAGCCUGCCUCUGUUCGAUCUGCCCCCUUCCCUUCUGGGCACCUUCUGCUCUAUCCUGGACAGCUGCGACGGAGUACUGGGCUGGCGGGGACUAGCUGAACGAAUUUCCAGUAGUUGGCUAGAAGUUCGACACAUUGAAAAAUACAUGGAGCAGGGUAAAAGUGGAACCAGAGAAUUACUGUGGUCUUGGGCGCAGAAAAACAAGACUAUCGGUGACCUUUUGCAGAUUCUACAGGAAAUGGGCCAUGAGCGAGCGAUUGAUUUAAUUGUGAAUCAUGGAAGGACCAUAAGUGCCUCGACUAAGCAGAGUCAGCAGGCAGUUGGAUUUCCAAAUAUCUCUUCUCAGGUACCAAUUGACCACACUAUUGAUAAAGAAGGAGAGAUGCCUGAAUAUCAGAAAGAAAUAAGGCUGAAACCUUCCUUCAACUUUAAAAACAUCAUAGAAGGAACCAAAAACUUCCAUAAAGACUUACUAGUUGGAGAAGGGGAGUUCUUCAAAGUAUUCAAAGUGGAACUUCAAAAUGGAACAUAUGCUGUUAAGUUAUUUAAACAGGAGACAACUAUGCAGAAUAAGAAAAAUUGGAAGAUGUUUUUCUCAGAACUUGAAGUCUUGAAUUUGGUUCAUCAUCCAAACAUCUUGGAACUGGUUGCAUAUUUUAUGGAGGCUGAAAAGUUCUGCCUUGUUUAUCCAUACAUGAGAAAUGGAUCGCUCUUUGACAGGUUGCAAUGUGUAGAUAAUACUUUUCCACUUUCUUGGCUACUUCGACUCAGUAUAUUGAUAGGAGCAGCCAGAGCCAUUCAAUAUUUGCACCGUGUUGAACCAUGCUCCAUCAUCUGUGGCAACAUAACAAGUUCAAACAUACUUUUGGACAGUCAGUUUCAGCCCAAACUAACAAAUUUGGUCACGGCCCACCUCCGACCUCAUCUGGAAAAACAGAGUUCCACGAUAAAUAUGGAAAGCAGUAGGAAUCAGUACCUGUUGUACAUGCCAGAAGAGUAUAUCAGACAGAGAAGACUAUCCAUUAAAACGGAUGUCUACAGCUUUGGAAUUGUGAUAAUGGAAGUUCUGACGGGUUAUAAAGUGGUUCUAGAAGGUCCAAAAUAUAUUCGACUGAGGGACCUCCUUGUGGAACUGAUGGAGAAGAGAGGUCUUGAGUCAUGUCUCUCCUUAUUAGAUAAAAAAAUAGGUCCAUGUCCUCAGAAUUUCUCCUGGAAAUUAUUUACUUUAGCAAACCAAUGUGCAUCAUCCCGGGCAAAGUUAAGGCCGACGAUGGAUGAAGUCCUGAUUGCUCUUGAAAGUACUUGCCCUAUUUUACAUUUUACAGAAGACCCUCCCAAAUCACUGAAGUCCUUUAGGUCUCCUUCUCCUCUUUUCCUCAAUCACUUACCCAGUGUUCCCAUGGAAAAUGAUGAAAAUCAGGAUUUUUGCUCACCUCCUAAUGAAAACUUGGACAAAGAUGGAUUUGCCCGGAAAACUCCAUUAGAGUGUAGCCAGUCUGAAGUCACCUUUCUGGGCUUGGACAGAAAGGCUCUGGGUAAAGGAAAGACCCCUGUUCCGAAAGUGCCUGUGACUUCCUGGGAAGACAAUUUCUCAUCGAACCAUAUAAAUCCAUCGCAGGACUCAAGCGUUUGUGUUAUGAGUGUAGCCCUUUCCUCAGAGCUUGGGAAUCCUGUUUUGAGCAGACUAGUGGAACCUAGCUCUUCCUCAGGAUCAUAUAGGAAUAAAAAUCAAGAGACGGAAAAGAUGACUUCUGAAAAUAUUUCACAAUCAGAUUUUUAAAACAAGGCAAGUAUUACAGGAUGAUUUCUAUGUAUACCAUUGUUUUGGAAGGAACGAGUGUUGUCAACAGAGGUAAUUAUGGUAAAGAGAAAAGUGGAAUCUGGUGAAUUUAGACUACCUAUACCAAUAAUCUGGAUUUUUCAAGCUACUCUCUCAGUAGGGCUUAUGGAUUUUUUGUUUUGUUGCUUAAACCUCGGUUACAUGGAAAUUGCCUUAACUUCUUUUAUUAGAUAUUAAAUUAGAUUAUAAAAUAUUAGAUAUUUUAUCUGUGUAUUUAAAAUGAACCAGGCUAAAAGAGGAGAUAGAUAUAAUUAGGACUGUAUAAACUCAUUCAGAUUGGGGAACUCUGAAUUAAACAAAGAUCAUA
Gracilinanus agilis (Agile Gracile Mouse Opossum) is the source of this 2206-nucleotide messenger RNA. It is a transcript of the gene IRAK3, whose product is annotated as interleukin 1 receptor associated kinase 3. Lineage: Eukaryota; Metazoa; Chordata; Mammalia; Didelphimorphia; Didelphidae. The coding region runs from base 1 to 1839 and encodes 612 amino acids. Gene Ontology annotation, cellular component: plasma membrane. Gene Ontology annotation, biological process: signal transduction; protein phosphorylation. Gene Ontology annotation, molecular function: protein kinase activity; ATP binding; protein binding. The record is from RefSeq and is a predicted model, not a curated record. The transcript is spliced from 12 exons.